Messenger RNA from Labrus mixtus (cuckoo wrasse), 4466 nucleotides. It is a transcript of the gene fam13a, whose product is annotated as family with sequence similarity 13 member A. Gene Ontology annotation, biological process: signal transduction. NCBI's taxonomy places the organism in Eukaryota, Metazoa, Chordata, Actinopteri, Labriformes, Labridae. Bases 49 to 3384 code for a protein of 1111 amino acids. The record is from RefSeq and is a predicted model, not a curated record. The transcript has 25 exons.
UAGUCUGUGGAGCAGAGUGAGCCUCCCUCUUCUAGGACAGGUGUCUCCAUGGUGGCUUACGGGAUGCCGGCUGACUGUUACUCUCUGCUCUUCUCCCUGCAGCACAAUAAGACAGCUGUGCAGGUUAAAGAAGACAUGAAGAAGAUGGUCCAUAUACCCAUACUACGACCAAGGACAGUGGCAGCCAAGCAUAUCAAGCUGUUUGGAGCCACCCUGUCUGAGCUGAAAGACAAGGGCCUGAUGGAGGACAAUGUGCCCCUAGUGCUGCGGAAGAUGGUGGAGUAUCUUCGCAAGCAUGCCUUGCAUCAGGAGGGCCUGUUCAGAGUGAAUGGGAAUGUGCGUGCUGUGGAAACCCUCAAACAGCAGCUGGAGAGCAGAGAGGAAGUGGACCUUUUCGCUGAAUCUGACUCAUGUACGGUGGCCAGCUUGCUCAAACGCUACCUUAGGGACCUACCAGAAGGUCUGGUAGACUCCACAGUCCAACAGGCACUGGUUCAUCACUACCGAGAGGUUGGUGAUGAUGUUUCCAGUUCAGAUAUGAGAGACAUUCUCCAACAGCUUCCAGAAGUUCACCUCAGCCUCCUCCGCUACCUCUGCCACUUCCUCACCCAUGUUGAGUGCAACCACAAGGAAAACCGUAUGACUGCCCUCAACCUUGCCACUGUGUUUGGUCCCAGUGUCUUUCAUGUGGCUCCUGGUUUUGAGGCAUUGCAGGACCAGAUCAUCUGUAACAAGAUCAUGGUGAAGCUCAUCCAGAACUACAGAAAUAUAUUUGAGACAGACAGAGACGGAGAAGGCUGCCCAGAAGAACAGUCGAAACUUAUUACUGUCAAGGAGACCAACGUGACAGAAGCAGACACAGAGACCUUACCCAGCCUCCCUGAUGGAAAGACACCGGCACCGGUUCCCAGCAUAAAGGAUGAACCAAAUACCCCACCAGAAAAUGCAGAACUUCUGAGAAAAUCCACUACAACUGCAAACCUGAGGCCGAGGAAAAAGAAGGUGAGGAAAGGGGAGAGUGACAGCAUGGCUCAUGGCGCCCCUCAGCCCUGCCGCUCUGCUGGGUUACCUCAUGCAAGGACCCAGCCCAUACCAAUAGUCUUGCCCCUGACCUCAGACCGGAGGACCCCCAGUCCAGAACUGAUAGAGACAGUACCCCUUCAGCUAGCUUGCAAAGACAACAUAGACACUCCGUGGUGGCACCUGGGCCACCUCAGCAUCAACCCCUCAAGCAGCACGGAGACACUAGGCCGCUCCCAAGAAGAAGAUAGACCAAUAUCUCCUUUCUACAUCAGUAACCACCUCUCUCCUCACCACCGCAGACCAGAUGUGGUAAAUUUUCUGGAGAGGACAAUUCAAUCAGCAGUGGAGGAGCACCUCUUCGGUGUAAAUAGUUUAACGGAUCAGCAUUUAGGCAACUGUGAGUUGACCUCGAGCCCACUGUCUCCAAGGUUGACACCAACUGCCCGACAGAGACGUCGACACCAAAGGGAGCAACAAGAGGAGGGGCUGGGACACAAAGACAGAAACAGAGUUGCAUCAGUCAGAGGCACGAACAAGGAGAACAUCCCGUCAAGCAGUAGAAGCAGUUCGUUCAGCGUGGGUGAGGAUACAGACACCAGUGUGGACUCACAGGGAGGCCAGAGAGGUCACGCUGAGCGAACCCCUAAACCAAGGAAAAAACAAAGCCCAACAUUGGUGCAGCUCACUGACAACCAGGACGCCCACACAUUCAAGGAAUGUGUUGAGAGACUGGGAACAAACCACAUGGAGACAUUUCAGAAAGGGAAUGACAUUUCAAGAAAAGAUGGCCUCCCCUCUCCUCCUCAGACGCUUAGGAUGAAGAUUCAGGAGUCGCCCAUCACUUGUGACAUGGGGAGGGUAAGCGGAGAGGUGCGAGGUUCGGAUCUGGACUGCGAGAAGACAAGCUGUGAGGAUGUGCCCCGACUGGACCUGACAGCACUGACUGAGGAAAACAACUGGGGAGAUACUCCUUUCUUUAGCGCACCCUUUCUUGAUUUCAAAAGCAUUUUUCUACUAAGUUUCUGUGAUGAACCGGUGCCAGCGUACUCACUGCAGAGGGAGAACAUGGACCGAGAGGAGGCCAGACUGUCCCCUCACGCAGGAGGACGUCUCAUCCGCCAGCUGCUGGAGGAGGAUAGUGACCCAAUGCUGUCCCCUCGCUUCUACGCCUACGGACAGUGCCAGCAGUACCUGGAUGACACUGAAGUGCCUCCAUCGCCACCGAACUCACACUCGUUUGCCAGUCGCAGAAGGAGUUCGUCUCUUGGCUCCUGUGACGAUGAGAAAGAGGAGUUGACGUCAGCCCAGCUCACAAAGAGGAUCCAUAUACUGAAGAAGAAGAUCCACAGGUUUGAGGAGAGGUUUGAAGAGGACCGCAAAUACAGGCCCUCCCACAGUGAUAAAGCUGGAAACCCAGAGGUGCUGAGGUGGGUGAACGAACUGGCCAAGCUUCGUAAAGAGCUAAAAGAACAAAAGCUGAUUAAGUCUGAGGAGGACCUGCCGCCUCUCACCCGCCAGCGCAGCAACACUCUGCCCAAAAGCUUCGGCUCUCAGCUGGAGAAGAAACCACAGCAGGAGAAAGUGCCGAAGCCUCCGGUGGAGAGCAGCUUGGAGACCAUUCAGAAGAAGCUGCAGGAGAAGAGGGAGGAGGUGAACCGACCCGAGGACAUCAAGGAUAUGACACGGGAGCAGAUCGGUGCGGAGAAAGUCGCCCUGCAGAAAGCUCUCCUGUACUACGAGAGCAUACACGGUCGCCCGGUCACCAAGAGCGAAAGGCAAAUCAUGAAGCCCCUGUACGACAGAUAUCGCCUGGUGAAGCAAAUUCUGAUCAGAGCCUCCACCAUCCCUGUCAUUGGUUCUCCCUCCAGCAAGCGCAGAGGUCCCCUCCUUCAGCCCAUUAUCGAGGGCGAAACUGCACUGUUCUUCGAUGAUAUCAAGGAGGAGGAGGAUGGCUCGGAGGAUGACGGGGAAACAAAGACCCAGUUCACUGUGACCGUGCGGCCUGACAUCAGCGUGCUCAGCUUCCUUGACCACGUGGACGAGGAAGUGGAUGGUUUCAUUUCACCCGUGGACGACCUCUCGCCCUCUAAGAACACAACAGACAUGAGGCUGUCCAACUUGCAUGCCGCCACAACGGAGGAACUUGUGGAGCAGCUCCAGGAGACCAGAGAGGAGAAGAAGAGGAUCCGAAAGAACCUGAAAGAGUUCGAGGACCAGUUCUUCAGACAGAAUGGAAGAAACGUGCAGAAGGAGGAUCGCUCCCCGCUGGCAGUGGAGUACAGCGAAUACAAGCACGUUAAAGCCAAACUGCGGCUGCUGGAAGUUCUCAUAAGCAAAAGAGACUCUACUAAGCUCAUCUGAGAACAAAUUCAAAGAAGGUUUUCAAAGGACUGAUGCUGAGUCUGCAGACGCGCACACACACACACACACACACACACACACACACACACCCUGAUGGAGAAAACUUCUGUUCUGCUUCAUCUAUGCCAGCUGAACCUCACCUUCAUAAGAUGACCUUUAUUCUCUCCAGACUCGCGCAAAGACUCGCACAAUUAACCUGCAUCACGAUUUUCCUGCUUCUAAUUUAUUUCCAUCCUUUUUGAAUGUUACUACCAGAAGAGAACAGUUAUUUUCUCACACUUUACCUGUAGAAGUCUUAAAACAAAUAGCUUGUAAAUAAAAACAAUAGCUAUGAAAUUAUGGAUAUUCCUCAAGAAGGAUAAUAAAGUGAUCAAGAUUGAUGUAUAUUUUGUUAAGGGAAAUGUUACUAUGUAUGACUUCAAUCAGCUUAACAGUAUUGACUAAAAGAAUAGAUUUCUUUAUUUCACUUCUGACCAUCAUCACAUGUGUCUGAAAUAUUCUAAUAUUGCUUCUGUAGAAGUUCACUGAGUAUUUUCUCACUUAAAGAAGUGUUUUUCUUUUUUAGAUACAACCCAAAGACUCAGAGUACAAACAGCAAACCAAAAUAUUCUCAAAUCAUUUUCAUUCAGCUUCUUUUCCACAUCACUGGUACUUUCUGAGGCAUUAACUGUAUAUUUGAUGCGUUGAUGUGCUUCUUUUCCCCCCCCAAAUCAACUUCCUGUCAAAUAAGCUAUGUCUCAUCAGAAUCACUGCUAUGUUUGUGCUCACUGAUUUGAAAACACUGACUACUCUGUUUGAGAGAUGACAGAAACCUUCUGAGACUCUUCCUCGUCCUCUCCAGAAGCUUCUUUUUGUUUCCUUUUCUUCCUUUUGCAUAUACGGAUCAAUAUGUAUGUUUACAUUUCUGUGAGCGACUACAUGUUUCCUUUUCUUUCUCCAAAAUGGAUGAUUAUCAGUGUGUAUUUUGUUUUUACUGAAUGUAAACACUGGCAAGGCUUAAUGAAUUUUGAGUGUGUACAUUUUAGUACAUAAAGUGUAUUUGUAUUUUGUAUAUAUUCUGAAUGAAAUCAUAUUUUUACUGA